AUGGCUCCAUCGGAGGAAUCUAUUCUGAGUAAUUUCCUGCUAUCUCCCGCCUCACUACCGACCAUCAUCUCACUGCAGAAAUUCACUGAGCAUUUCCCAAAACGCCUGCAGUCUCAUCCUCAGGUCAAGGUUUUGUACCGGGAGUUGCAAGAAUUGCGCUCUCAGGAUAUGGACAUGAUCACGGAAAAUAUCCUCGAUGAAGUCAAGGCCAGCGAACAACAAAAGGCCGACUUGCUGGAUGCCGCAAAGGCAUCGGGUGUCCACGGCUUUGGAGACGAUGAAAAUCUCGAGAUGAACCUCGAUCUUGAGUUUUUCGGGCAGACAUCCACGACCCAGGCAUUGGAACAUCAUUCCUUUUCAAGUCUACUUGCGGAAAUGGAGAGUUCCUGUGCGACUCUGGAGCGAGAAAUUGUGGUUGCAGAACAAGAAGUUACUUCUACUCUGACUGCGGUGAAGAGGACUGUCGGCGAUCUGAGCGAUCUCCGUUAUGGCAAAUUGAACAAGCCUGGAAUUGCCCCCGAGGAGUAUACCGGUGAAAUUGUCCGCGGGCUGCAAGGACUUCAAGAUGCUUGCGACCGCGCCAACAACAUAACAUCGUGA
Molecule: messenger RNA, 600 nt
Organism: Talaromyces marneffei
Lineage: Eukaryota; Fungi; Ascomycota; Eurotiomycetes; Eurotiales; Trichocomaceae
Exons: 1
Coding region: 1-600 (199 amino acids)
Biological process (GO): chromosome segregation
Cellular component (GO): Mis6-Sim4 complex; kinetochore
Source: RefSeq, a predicted model, not a curated record